Diversispora eburnea is the source of this 1689-nucleotide messenger RNA. The record is from the annotation of a GenBank genome assembly. Lineage: Eukaryota; Fungi; Glomeromycota; Glomeromycetes; Diversisporales; Diversisporaceae.
AUGAAAAAUAAUAAUAAAAUUAAUAAAAUUAAUAAAAUUAAUAAUGAUAGCAAUGAUAAUAAAGAUAAUGCAAUAAAUCGACUUAUAGUCAUACAGAAUCAUCUUUCUCCUGGAUCAAUCGAUUUAGCUCGAGAAAGAGAAAACCCUGGUUUUGAUGCAUAUAAAAUAAUACAGCGUGAUCCGGAACUUUAUAUUCCUGGUGGUCAUCCUUUUGAUAUGACUUUAAAAGAACAACGUGAACUUGUCAUGAAACAAAUUUUACGUUAUCAAAAAACUCGUCAAGCGUUAAAGAAUGAUCCAUUAUUGUGUAGAGCAUUGGAAUUAACGAUGGGGACAUAUUCAGAAGCGUUCUGGAUGAGAAUUUAUGUUCAUGAUACUUUAUUUCGUCAAGCAUUUGAGAUGUUUGGAACUAAAGAACAAUAUGGAUUAGAAACCACAGCAACAUAUGAUAAAACAACUAAAGAAUUUAUUAUAAAUUCACCAACAUUAGGAUCAACCAAAAUAUGGAUAGGAAUGGCGGGUCAAACAGCAACUCAUACAGUAGCAUUAUGUCAAACAAUAAUUGAUAAUAUAAAUUAUGGAAUUAAUUGGUUUAUAGUACCAUUAAGAGAUAUUCCAACUGGUAAACCAUUACCAGGUAUUAUAGUUGGUGAUUUAGGAGCUAAAUAUGGUAGACAUGGAUUAGAUAAUGGUUGGAUUCAAUUUUGUCAUAAAAGAGUACCAAGAGAAUAUAUGUUAAUGAAAUGGUCUAAAGUAACUAUUGAAGGAAUUUUUAUUCCUUCCCCUAAUCCUGCUUUAUCUUAUAUCACUUUAAUUGGUGAAAGAUUUUCUGUACUUUAUGGAGCUCAAAAUGCAUUAGGUCAAGCUUUGACUAUUGCUUGUAGAUAUGGUUGCAUUAGAAGACAAGGUACAAAUAAUGAACAAAUUAUGGAUUAUCAAUCUCAUUAUGUAAAUUUAAUGCCCGGUGUUGCUAUAAUAUUAAAUCGAUGGAGUCAAGCUACAAAAUUGGCUCAAACAAAUCAAUCCGAAUUUUUAGAGAAAAUAAAUGAUUUUCAUGCAAUUUCAUCUGGAUUAAAAGCAACAUUAACUUGGUGGGGAAGUGAAGUAUUAGAAAGAGUUCGUCGAUCUAUGGGUGGUCAUGCUUAUUCUGCUUAUAAUACUAUUGGACCUGCCAUUGCUGAUUGGGGUGUAACUACUACUGGUGGGGGGGAUAAUUUUGUUUUAUUACAACAAACAGCGAAAUAUUUAUUGGACAUUUUUAAGAAUAUUAUUGUUAUUCAAGGAGAGGAAGGAAAAAGGAAAAAAAUUGGAUCAUCAGUAAUUUAUUUAAAUGGUUUUCAAAAAUAUAUGAAAAUUACUCAAUGUAAUUUGUCUAAUGAAAAUCAAUUAUAUGACUUGGAUUUUACAUUAGAUAUCUUUACCUGGUUGUUAAAUGGUGCUCAAGCAACAUCAUCUUUAUGGAAUGAUAAUCAAAUUGGUAAUAGUGAUAGUAAUAGUUAUUAUUUUAAUAAGAAUCAAAUUAAAAUGAUAAAAAAUGUUUAUUUGGAAAUAUGUAAAGAAACAAGAAAAAUAGUUAUACCUUUGGUAGAUGCUUGGGGAUUUCCUGAUUUUAUAUUGAAAGCUCCUUUUGGAAGGAAAUCGCAAGGUAUUAUCAAGAGUUUAUUAGAAAAAAUAAUUGAAUUUAAGUAA